GCAGGUGUCAAGUCCUGCUUGAAAAGGAAAUCAGUAUCCGGUAGUCCGGGUAUUCUUUUUGAGCCCUUGGGCGGAGUUAAUUUGUUAAAAGAUUGAAUUACACUCUCCCGUUUCCAAAUCCAUCUGGCGUGUCAGGUUAGUCCUACACCUCAACAGCACUACCUGGAGGCGCGUUGCAUUUUAUGCUGCCAUGUUCCACCUGCUACAGGCGCAUCUGAGGAAACCGAGGCCUAUGGGCUCACUUCCACCCUAUUGUUGGUUUGACUGCCCUUCAGUUUCGCCUCUACCUUACAAUGGGUUCCUCCAGCCUUCAGGUACACCUUCAUCCUGCAACAGUUUUCAGGGACAAGCUGCUGCUGUUGUAUAUCCUGCUCGUCUACAAGGAGAAGAUCUUUGGGUCCUCCAUCCCUGUGAGAAGUUGAGACAGGCAUCCUUGUGCUGGGGACUCCAGCUGAAGGUUGCCAUGGUGGAGGUGCAGCUGGAGAGUGAAGACGAGUAUCCUCCUGGCCUGCUGAUAGCCUUCAGCGCCUGCACCACAGUCCUGGUCGCCGUUCAUCUCUUCGCCCUCAUGAUCAGCACCUGCAUCCUCCCUAACCUCGAGGCCGUCAGCAACGUCCACAACCUGAACUCCGUCAACGAGUCUCCCCAUGAGCGAAUGCACCGUCACAUAGAGCUGGCCUGGGCCUUCUCCACAGUCAUCGGCACCCUCCUCUUCCUCACUGAGGUGAUGCUCCUGUGCUGGGUAAAGUUUUUACCCCUCAAGAGCAAAACAGAAGGAAAAAACGGCACCAUAAGCUCCGGACAGGCCGCCGCCAUCGCCUCCACCUGCAUCAUGGUGCCGUUUGGGAUUGUCUUCAUUGUGUUUGCCGUGCACUUUUACCGCACGCUGGUCAGUCACAAAACGGACAGGCAGAUCAAAGAGCUGGAGCAGGUCAUCCGGCUGCAGAACCAGCUGGACCACCGGGCCGAAAAUGAUGACCUGAAGGCUGCUGUCCAUUUCCCCUAAUCAGAGGGAGUAAGAAUACAUCUUCAGCAGACAUUCAGCAGGGCUUUGGUUGUAAAAUCUCUUUUAAAGCUUUAUUUUUUAUGUCUAUGGACUGUGCUUUGGUGCUGUUUAUGAGCUUGCAAGCUUUUUCUGUGGAGUGUUACAGUAUUCAACUAGUUUUUGAUAAUACAUGUAAGCCAAACCAUUAGAUUUGAGUAAAAACCGUUUAGUUUCUUUAAGUAUCUGUAUCUAAGGCACUUAUAAAUAUAGUAGCCUCAAUAUUGGCAUAUUGCAUAAUUUCCAGAAGGGAAAAUCUGGGUCAGUUCGUGAACCCGAAAAAGAGCCAAAUCAGAUUAAAACAAUGACAAUCAAUUUUAGAGCCUUUCUACUGUGUGGUACUGACUUAUCUCAACUCGCUUUAUUUUUUAUUUUCUAUCAGGGAUUAUUUGUUACAGGAUACCUGUUAUUUUUUUGGUCUCACCUCUGGGUUCCAGGUGAGCUGAGCCAAUUCUAAAACAUAGGGAUGCAUGAUAUUCAAUUAUUAUUCAUGCUGAUAUUUACAAAUUCCUUUUAACUGAUAUGGAUAUAUAGAUAUAAUUUAGAUCUAAAAAUGUAGAUCUUAAAGCACACGUUAAGGAGUAAGGACAAACAAAGACUUCAACCAACCUAGAUCUGUUGAUCCUGCCUAAAACUCCACAAACGUAUUUGUCCCUAUGUUAAUAUUGCUGAUAUAAGCUAGUUUUUGCAGCCAAUAUAUCGGUUGUAAACAUUAGCAAAAAUGUUCAUAUCUGCUGAGGCAGAAUAUUAAGUUCAUAAGCUAAAUUCUGCUGAUAUCAUGUUGAUUAUAUCGUGCAUCCCUACUAAAAUGUGACAUCAAGAUGCUGCUGACCUCUGAGUAGUCAGAGUCAGUAAGGCUGCCCUCACACUACACUUUUAUGACACAUUUGAGACCAGAUUUGCCUCCCUGACAAUCAUGGGGGUGUAUACCAAGAAGAUUCUCUUCGAAAACGAUUAUUUGUAUUAAUAAUCCUCAAGUGUGUGGUCAUUAUUUUACUAGUCCAAAUCAUGUUGUAGCCUCCCAGACCUUGAAUCCUUUAUGCAUACAUGAAUUUACUAUUUGUCCACUUAGGGCUUCAGUGCAAAGAAUUUCUACCACAUAUUUUUUCUGGCAUACAUUUAUGACCCAAUGGAAAGAGCCUCGUGACCCACUUUUGGGUCCCGACCCACCAGUUGGGAAUCAUUGGUGUAGUGUGUACACUCUAGGGCUGCAGUAAUCCAUCCAUUUGUAAUUGAGUACUCUAUUGAUUCUUCUGGCGAUUAAUCGAGUAAUCAAUAAGAGAUGUUGCCUUUUUUUAUUAAUUAUUGUUUUUUUUUGUUUUUUUUACCAAUCACUUUUGCUUUUUCAAGAGAAGUAGUACUAGACAAAUGAGAAAAGACGCUUGGCCCCUUAAAUGAAGUACUCCUAUAUUAACAAUUGGUAUUAAGAGGUUCUCUAAAGAAAAUAUAUUUUACAAAGUGCAAUGAAGUUGUGAUGGCAAUUUACAUUUCUUAAAGUUACAAGAGAAGGAAGUUAAAUAAUUACAUUAGAUUAUGCCAUAUUUGGGGUUUUAGGGAUCCUCUUCCAGGAAAUUUUUGCAUCAACUUCUCUACCCUUGUGAUUUUCACACCUCAAAUCAGGCAUGUUACGUUAUAGGAACAGCAAAAACAAGUGCAUUGUGCCACAUAGAUAGCCGUCCGUGCGAAACACAGAACACCUGGCAACACAUGGCGCAAUGUCCAGGCUUACAGCAUGGGCGUAUAUGGAUACAGGACUGAUUUAAGCCAAAAUUGAAUUGAAUGAAUGAAUUGAAUCACCCGAAUAAUUUGAGGAAUUGUUCCAGCCCUAGUACACUCAGAGGAUUUCAGAUGAAAAAUUUUUGUAAUUGUUCUCUUGUCUGUGGUCUCCCAUUUUGUAAAUCUUAAGAUUUGAAAAUUGCUUAGUGUGUGGCCAGCCUGAGAGUGUCACCAACGGGAUGACAGACAUGGGAAUCAAACCCCUCCCGUCAUUUGCUCCAUACAGCUCAGUGACUUCCAUAACUGUCUUGUACUUUUCAGUAGUAUUUUGUAUCCCUGCUUGCAACCAUCUCUUUAAAAACAAUGUGUGUCCCUGCUGUGAGCUGCUGACUGAGUCCAGUCACACUAUCGCCUCAGUGUCCUCCGUUGUGUUUGUGUUAGGUGUCACAGCAGUUUCACUCAACCAUGCUAUAAAGAGCCUGCCUAUGUUGAGGAUGUACCAUCAAAUCAUAUACUGUAAUGGAAAACUAAGUGCCAGGCACUAAAACAGAAGAGUCAAGCCAGUACCACAUAUGGAAAUGCGCCAUUAGAGGCCUUCGUUUUUAUCAACAAGGCCGGAAAUUCAUUAUUAGUUUAGAUACAAUCUCUGAGAUGCCUGUUUGUGAUUUAGUUCAACAAAUUGUGGUGCAGCUCUUUGGGCUCCUCAUGUACAGUUUGCACUUUUUAAAGCUUUCAAAGUUUCUUAUUUUGAGGUUUACAAAGGAACUUACCUCUGCUGCAGCAUCCAGGUGUGUCCUUUAUACUUUUACAGCGGUGUAUUCACUUGGUUUUUCCUGUUGUCGUGCUUGCUCAGCUUUAAAUAGAGCAUAACCAAGCCUUCAUUCACAACACUGAAGUAACCACUGUAUGCAUACUUUGAAACCAAAGUUGCUGAACAAAUUCGUCCUUAAUUUUUGCACUGAUAGGUUCAUAAAAUCUUUGUUUUUUACUUUGCUGCAGUUACCAAUUGGCUUUAAGUUGCAUCAAAUGUUUCCUUUGAUAUCCCAAACAUUCACUCUUCUGAACCAUCUAUGUUGUUCUCAUUAUUUAAAAGCUUUAAAAAACUUUAUUGACAGGAAAGACCUGAGCAAAAUUCAUUUAAAAAAAAAAAAGCAGAACAACAGUAUUUUUGUGCAAUUUAAAGCAAAAGAACAAUUUUUUAUGCCAGUCACAGAAUGUUUUCUUAACCAAAGAGUGUGAUUAUAGAACACAUAUUUUUACUGCAGCAGAUAAUAACAUACUUUUAGACUGAUGUAAGAGCCCGUGUUUGAGACUCAUUUUUCUUUAAGAGGAGCCACCCUCUUAUGAAAUCUGGGGUAAAAAAAGACAACUUCCCUCCAUUUCUCAUUGUUAUUGCAAAUCAUCUGUUCAGUUAUGCAAAAAACGGCUGCUGUCUUAGGAGUACUGUUAUCAUGCAUGUCUUGGAAAUGUUGUUUUUAUGUUUUGUACUUUUUGUAGUUUAUAAGUUGGAGCAUGUUGACGUGUUUAAGUUACACAUAUGUUAAAUUGUGAAAUGUGUGGUUUGUUUUUAUGUCCUGUGGCACAUUACAAAGCUGUUUUACAUUUAUUUGACCAUUUGCUUUAAGAUAAUCUUUACUGUAACAGAUUUACUCCAUUCAAGCUCAAAUAAGGACAUUUUUUUUAGGAGGAUGACUAUUGAUGAUUCACUCCCCCUUGUGCUGACCUCAUCCCAGAACAUUUUUCUAACAAACUGUACGCCUAUUUUUAUUUUUUAUAACACAAGAGAAUAUAUAAAAAUAUACAAUAUAUGUAUGUAUGAAACAAUACAUAAAUUAAGCUACUUCAGCCAGUGUAAUUCAGCCAUUUUAAAGGUCUUUAUUUGAAGAUAAUGCUGGGGUCAUCAUUGCAAUAUUUGUUUUUAUUUCCUCCUCCUCAUACUUCAUCCUUUGAGUCAUUGUAAUGUUACAGCUGCUGCUGAACACACACUUUAGAAAUUUGCAUUUAAAAAUUUACCUGUACAGAUGAUUACAUCUCUGUUACACAAAGAACAAUGAGCCGUCAUUUUUACAGCCCCUUUAGAAAAAUUAAGUGGUGCUUUAGAGUGCUGCUUUUGCCCCCCCCCCCUUUUUUUUUAAACAAAAAUAAUUUUUUCCACAGUAUCUGCACACAGCUCUGUUAGGAUAUGCCACUUGUACCUUUUUUUAAAACAGAGAAAUGCAAAUGUUUUAUGUUUUUUGUGCUUUAUUUAUUUAAUCCAGUGUAUGUGACUGUGUAUAGAGAGGGCUCAUUAUUUUUGUUCAUACACAUCUUAAAACUGAAUGUUUAGUACGUGUUGUGCUGUAAGUUUUGCUUGUGUGUGUCAGAAGCAGCUCAGAGCUGCUGGUUUGUCACCAGGAAGCUUCAUGUUGCUGGUCUGAAAAUAAAACAUACUGUAUAGAUAA
Cheilinus undulatus (humphead wrasse) is the source of this 5199-nucleotide messenger RNA. RefSeq names its product calcium release-activated calcium channel protein 1-like. The coding region runs from base 191 to 1006 and encodes 271 amino acids. Gene Ontology annotation, molecular function: store-operated calcium channel activity. Gene Ontology annotation, cellular component: membrane. The record is from RefSeq and is a predicted model, not a curated record. The transcript is spliced from 4 exons. Gene Ontology annotation, biological process: store-operated calcium entry. NCBI's taxonomy places the organism in Eukaryota, Metazoa, Chordata, Actinopteri, Labriformes, Labridae.